This is a messenger RNA of Alosa alosa (allis shad), 3271 nucleotides long. RefSeq names its product glycoprotein M6Aa (gene gpm6aa). The record is from RefSeq and is a predicted model, not a curated record. NCBI's taxonomy places the organism in Eukaryota, Metazoa, Chordata, Actinopteri, Clupeiformes, Clupeidae. The coding region runs from base 185 to 1021 and encodes 278 amino acids. Gene Ontology annotation, biological process: neuron projection development. The transcript is spliced from 8 exons. Gene Ontology annotation, cellular component: filopodium; neuronal cell body; axonal growth cone.
GAGAGGGGGGUGAUAGAGAGGGAGAGAGAGAGAGAGAGAGAGAUAAGUGCACACAGGAGUAGCCCGCGCCUCUAUUGUGAGUGCUUAGCAGGGGGGAGUGUAAUAAGGAGCUGGUCUGGACGAGCUCGACGCGGCUGCACUGGUCACUUCUGUAGAGUAGAUCUCCGGCUGAUAUUUGAAUACCAUGGAGGAGGACAUGGAUGAGGGGCAGACCCAGAAAGGGUGUGGCGAGUGCUGUCUGAAGUGCCUGCGUGGCAUCCCGUACCCGUCUCUGGUGGCCACCAUCCUGCUGUACGCUGGCGUGGCGCUGUUCUGCGGCUGCGGGCACGAGGCUCUGUCGGGCACCGUCACCAUCCUGCAGAACUACUUUGAGGUGAUACGGGCACCUGGAGAUGGCGUGGACGUCUUCACCAUCAUUGACAUCAUUAAGUAUGUGAUCUAUGGCAUUGCCUCUGCGUUCUUCGUGUACGGGAUCCUGUUGAUGGUCGAGGGCUUCUUCACCAGUGGAGCCAUUAAGGACCUAUACGGAGACUUCAAGAUCACCACCUGUGGACGCUGCGUCAGCGCAUGGUUCAUCCUGCUGACCUACAUCUUCAUGCUGGCCUGGCUGGGGGUGACGGCCUUCACCUCUCUGCCCGUGUUCGUCUACUUCAACAUCUGGACCAUCUGCCAAAACGCCACACUGCUGGAAGGAGCCAGCCUUUGCCUCGACCCACGCCAGUUCGGAGUGGUGACCAUCGGGGAGGAGAGGACAGUGUGUGCGGGAUCUGAGAAGUUUUACAGGAUGUGUGUCUCAAAUGAGUUGGAUAUGACCUUCCACCUCUUUGUGUGUGCGCUGGCUGGGGCUGGAGCUGCAGUCAUCGCCAUGAUCCACUACCUGAUGGUGCUGUCAGCCAACUGGGCUUACGUGAAGGACGCCUGUAAGAUGCAGAAGUAUGAGGACAUCAAGUCCAAGGAGGAGCAGGAGCUCCACGACAUCCACUCCACGCGCUCCAAGGAGCGCCUCAAUGCCUACACAUAAGGCAGGAGCACGCCCGGGGGAGGAAGUCCAGUGAUGUCACUUCCUGUCACAGGAGAGUGGUGACGCUGAGAUGAUCUCACUGGUGUGUCUCACUACCACCCCAUGACAACCCAUUCUUUUCACAUACAGACAGUAUUAUCAACAUUAUUAUAAUUAUGAUUGAGAUUAUGACUAUUAUUAUUAUGAUUAUUAUUGUUAUUAUUUAGAAAAUGAAUAGGUAGUGUACAAGCUACCUUUGCUUUAUGUUUUUUAAUGACAUUUUUACUCAUUUUUAAUGGAGGAUUUUUUAAAAGCUCUUUCUUUCAUGUUCUUUGUUCUAUUUCUCAUUUCUGUUAUCUUUUUGUUAGUUUUGUUUCUUUUAUUUUAAUUUCUGUUGUUUUUCUUUUAUGGGUCCGUUCUGGGGUCUAAAGGGUUCCAAGCACAUUCCCCUCCUGUGUGUGAGAGUCUCUUCACAGAUCUCGUUCUAAAGAACAUCACACAUGCAAGGGCCAUCACUUCAGGAGAUAAAAAAUAACAAAACUAAAAAAAUAAGCACUCUUUUUUUAACCAUUUGUGGGGAGGGAGGCCCAAAACCAGCUAAUUCUGUAUUAUUCUCCUAUUAUUUAAAGAUAUUGCAAAUGUACCAUAAAUCUUUUUUAUUUACAGUCAAUAUUCAAGAGUCUAACCAAAAUACUAUAAGAUAAAGGUUAUUAUUUUUGCUCGUUGUGCCAAGCCUGCAUUCAGCAGAGCCAGGUCUGACUGUCAAAUACAUCAAGGGGUUACUGCAGCCGUUGUUUGACCAUACUGGCGUUGCCACACACACACACACACACACACACACACACACACUUCUAAUGGUUCUGGAGCACAUCUGGCCCCGUUCUGAUACGGAACCGAUACAGCACCAACACGGAACCGUGGCCGGGUGGAGACAGAUGUGUUGCGAACACGGUUGCUGUGUGAUGCACAGUGCCAGACACACACACACACACACACACACACACACACACACACACACACACACACACACACACACACACACACACACACACACACAGUGCCAGACUGGUCUUACUGCUCGGUAUGCAUACCUGUCUUGUCAUACAUGCACGCCAAUUAUUUUAGAGCCCCUCCUCUUAUUUUCGUACAGUAGAGAAUGAGAAAUAGAGCAGGUAAGUAGGCAGUUUUGCAGUUUUCUGCUUUGUAAAUACUCCUAAUGUAAAUGUAUACAUGUACGUAAGCACUUCAACUUCAGGUAAUAGCCUAAUUCGUAAUGAGAAUCAAAACACAUUCCACGCGUGGGCGAAAGAGGGAGACACACCGACGAGUCCAAGAUGGAGGCGAUGUCCUGACAUUCUCGGAAGACGUUACAGAUUGGCGGGAGAUUUCAUUUGGAAAAAAAAAAAACGAAAAAAAAAAAAAAUCACACACAACAACCAAAAAAUCUUUAAAAUAAAAAUGAAUAAUAAAUUAAAAGAAGAUAAAAAAACCUAUAAUGAUAUAUCCUGAUGACGAUUAGAAAAAUCACUUGUUAUCUUGCUUGAUUUUGCUAUUGGACUACAGAGGUGUCUUAUCAUUCUUUUUACUGCCUGGCAAUUCAUGUUUUGUCAGUGUUAUCAAAGAGCUAGUUUUGUGCACAUAUUGGAUCAUUGUGAGCUCUUUCUAGGUGUAAGUGCAUUGGUAUUCAACUGCGAGUUGAAUCUCUGUACUGUUAGGUAAACGACUGUGAAUCUAGAUGUUCUUUGUGGCAUGGUCAUGCAUUAAAUGGUAAUCGUUUUACUGGAAACAAACAUACGAAAAAAAUAUAGAAUUUUCAUUUUACUUCAUUUUAAUUUCCUUCUUAAUUUGGUCUCAGUUGUUUGAACACGUUGACCUCACGUGAAGAGGCUCAACUCUCCUCUUUUAUGAGUUCUAAAUCAUGUGCAGUAUUUCAACUCCUGUGCUCUCUGCGUUUCACACAAGUCUUCUCUCAGCUUGUAGAUGGUAGUGUUUGAGUUGUGUCUGUUUGGUUUGUGCUGCGCUUCUUUACCCAUGUCCUGAUCUUGCCUCCCCGUAAUCUUGUUGCUCUUUUCAGUCUUGACCUGACGACGCUUUCCGCUCCCUCCUCAUUGUAGCCUUUUGUACGUUCACCCAGAAUGCAUAGUAGAAGCCUGUAACCAUGGGUCUGUUCUGUACAUACAUGUGCCAACCGCUUCAACAGUGGCUUUUCUCAACUGUAGGAACAAACUGCUUGCGUAAAUAAAAAGAUGCACUGGUGUACUUGUUCAUAAA